Corylus avellana is the source of this 759-nucleotide messenger RNA. RefSeq names its product CASP-like protein 2C1. The record is from RefSeq and is a predicted model, not a curated record. Lineage: Eukaryota; Viridiplantae; Streptophyta; Magnoliopsida; Fagales; Betulaceae.
GACUCAGACAAAUGAAAAAUCAAACCCCCAUUUGACUGUGAUUCAGCUCCGAACAAAUGGAGGUCGGGAUUAACAAAAUCAAUGUUUUUCUCCGGCUUUCUGCGCUUCUCUUCUCUGUUUUGACAGCUUGUUUAGUAGGCUUAGAUGCUCAAUCCAAGCGCGUCUUCUUCUCCGAGAAAAAAGCUACUUUCAGAGAUUUGGAUGCUCUCGUGAUUUUGGUGUAUGUUGAAUCUGGAGCUGCUUGCUACAACCUGCUUCAGCUAUGCAAGUUUUCGAUUCCUGCUUGGUCUAGAGGAAACUCGAAAAUGUCUUUUGUAUACGUAGCCUGGGUUUUCUUGCUUUUGGAUCAGCUAGCAGCUUACAUUACAUUUGCUGCAAACUCAGCAGCACUUGAGGCUGCAUUUCUAGCAGUAACUGGUGCAAAUGAACUUCAAUGGAUGAAGCUGUGCAACAGAUUUACAAGAUUUUGCAUCCAGAUUGGUGGGGCUUUGAUCUGUGGCUUUCUGUCAUCUCUCCUAAUGGCUGUGAUAUCCUCCAUCUCUGCCUUCAAUUUGUUUAGGCUCUAUUCGCCUAAACGAUUCCUGCUCUUCAAGCAAACAUGAUGGUCUAUCCUUAGCCUAUUAUGUUUGUAAUGUAUUUUUGAGUGUAGUUUGAAUGAGGGUUUUGUGGAAUUGAUGAUAUAAUGGUAUGGUUUAUGGUAAUUUCUGUAAUGAGACUGUAAAUGGAUUGGAUGAAAUAGCUAGAUGGAGAUUAUGGAUU